Molecule: messenger RNA, 2259 nt
Organism: Talaromyces atroroseus
Lineage: Eukaryota; Fungi; Ascomycota; Eurotiomycetes; Eurotiales; Trichocomaceae
Exons: 4
Coding region: 1-2259 (752 amino acids)
Cellular component (GO): cytoplasm
Molecular function (GO): oxidoreductase activity
Source: RefSeq, a predicted model, not a curated record
AUGGGGAAGCGAAAGCUAAUGCACAAAUUCUGUGUAGUCGGUGGAAAUGCGGUUUCAGCCUUUCUCUCCUGGAGGCUACAGACGACCAAUUCAUGUGAUGUGACCCUGGUAUGGAAAUCUGGCUUCGAGACAGUCGCUCAAUAUGGGGUCUCUUUCCGAUCAAAGGCGUUUGGGAACGAGCGUUUCAAGCCUCGACAUGUCGUGCGGACACCUGAAGAAGCCGCGACACGAGAGGCCGCUUACGACUACGUUGUUCUCUGCGUCAAGGCCCUGCCAGAUAUAUAUGACCUUGGAUCCGUCAUCGAGUCCGUCGUCACCCCUCAACAUACAUGCAUCCUGAUCAACACUACAAAUACUCUGGGUAUAGAAUCACAUUUAGAACAACGCUUCCCAACGAAUGUCAUCUUGUCACUCGUUUCAAACGUCAAUAUCUCACAAACCGGCAUGAGUGACUUUGAGCAUGAAGGAUCAUCGGAAAUGUGGGUUGGUCCCGCCAGCCGGAACCCGUCUAUCCCUGUUGGCAUUCAGAAUGAUAUGGCAUCUGCCCUGGCCAUGACUUUGACCUCGGGUCAGGUGGAUUGUAAAGUCUCGCCAAACAUCAGACAGGAGCAAUUCGACCGGAUGAUUGGGCCCAUCGCGUUUCACCCAGCCAGCGUCCUUUUCAACACCCCUAAUCAUUCUCAACUGUUAGAGAAAGUCGGUGUGCGACAACUUGUAAACGAUGUGAUCGAUGAACUUAUCAAAUUGGCUUCAACACACGACUGCUCAUUCGGCCCCGAUUACCGAAGCAAAGUUGUCGAGAAAAUGAUUGCCUCAUCCGACGCGCAGAGUACCAUGUACCAGGACUUUCUCGCUCGCCGCCCAAUGGAAGUGGAAACCUAUCUUGGAUCCCCCGUACGCCUAGCAAUGGAAAGCAGUGUCAGCCUGCCCCGUAUAGAGACCCUCUACGCCAUGCUACAUCACGCCAAUAUAGUCAACCAGACUAAAUCUCCCAAUUCUGAUCCCCCGCCACCUGUAAUUACCUCUCAACCUCCACCAAGAACAGCUUCUGUUCCUCCGAUCCAGAAACCUAUAAUGAACGGAAUGCGCGGCAGCAGAACAUCGUCCAACAUGAUGCCACCACCCCACCAGAGGAGAGGGCCGCCACCAGGUGGCCCGAUGCUGAGGCCACCAAGCUCACAAGCCGGACCGCCUCGGAUGCCUCGCGACCCGUCGUCUUUCGACGAGACUGGAUUGGAAGAGUUUAGUCAUCUUGUCGUCUAUGAUGAUAUGCCAUCCGAUGGGCUUCCAAACGGAAACAUGGAUAACAUGCCUAAUGGGGGAAACAUUGCUUUACGAGAGCGCGAGCUUGCUCUUCGACAGCGAGAGCUCCAACUUCGGGAGCGAGAGAUGAACAUGAGGCGCGGCCCAGGUCCUCGUAGUCGUGGGGCUCCGCCUCCACAGCCGGCAUUUGAUGAAGAAGACGAAGAUGAUUAUGUGGAUCCAAUGGAUUUCCGCCCGCCUCCUGGAAUCGAUCUUGAUAACCUUGAUAUGAUGAGCGUCACCUCUCGCCGGACCAGGAAAGCUCCUAGUGUUGGUCAAUUGCGGCGCAAUCCUGAAAUGUCCGGGCCUUCAUCCAGGCCCUCGUCAUCAUUCAAUCGGUUCUUUGGUGGUCAUGGUCCUGGACGGAAGAGUACAAGCUCUCGAAUCAUCCAAGACAUACCUAUGACUCAUUCAUCGUUGCUGGACGACCCAUUGAUGGCUUAUUCAUCCAACAGAUAUGGCAACGUCGACCGCAAAGAGUUGCAUAUUGAUUCCAGAGCCAAUUCAUUAAGCAAUGCAAGUCGUAUGGGUGACUUUGGCCCGGGGCCUUACCCUCCCAGCAGGCGGACAAGCGGAUCACCGGCCGCCUUCGCUCCUAAUGGGCGUCCCAUGCCGAGGCCCACCACUGGCGAUCAUCAUUCUUAUGGACCACCGAAUGGUAUGAUGCCGCCGCCACCACCACAUAAUCGUCCUUCCCCGCCGAACAUGCGGGCACCAGUUCCCAGAUACCCUCCGGGACAUGGAAACACGAUGGCAGCGCAACAAGUGGAACAACAUCUUGGGGUGAGCAAUUCGUAUCCGGUCAAGAAUUCUCCAAAUGUACGAAGUCUGACUGGUAGUGCGAGCGCCAGCGCGGGGAGUGGUGAUAGCGGAGCGAGCGCCAAUAUUGAUUCAGAAAAUUCCGCUCACAGCAGCCAGAUUAGUCUCGGACACCCGAUGCCCAUGCCUGUCCGCUAA